AUGGCAGAUCCCACAAACACCCCAAUGCCCCCAAGCACCCCAAUCCCAUCCGGAACCCCCCGAUCCACCUCUCCAGCCCCUCCCCUCCCCGACCUCGCUGCCAACGGCCUCACCUCAUACUCCCACUCCUCCGCUCCCCUCGCGAAGCCCCGCGUCCUACACAUCGGCGACCCCGUCAAGUACAACUUCGAGACCUACGCCUCCUUUUCGACCGCUUGCGACAUCGUCCGCCCCUCGACCCCCGAGCGCGCGAGACCCGAGUUCGUCAAGGCCCUCAAGGAGGAGAGGUGGGGACGCUUCGAUGCCAUCUUUCGUCCGUUUUGGGGCACCGGCGGCGAGAUGGGACAGUGGGAUGCCGAGCUUAUCGGGUUGCUUCCGGAGAGUGUGAAGGUGUUUGCGAGUGCUGGGGCGGGGUUCGAUUGGGCUGAUACAAAGCUUCUGGGUAGCAGAGGCAUCAUAUACUGCAACUCUGGCCUCGCCGCCGCCGAAGCAGUCGCCGACUUUGGCGUCGCCAUGAUCAUCUCCACCUUCCGCCAUCUCCCCUGGUGCAUGACCGCCGCAACCUCCUCCUCCGGCCUAGCCUUCAAAGACUGCCACAUCCGCGCCACCGCCAUCUCUAGAAACCUCCGCGGCCACGUCCUCGGCAUCAUCGGGCUCGGAAACAUCGGCCAGCAGCUGGCAUCGCGCCUGCGCCACGGCUUCGGCAUGGAGAUCCACUACCACGACGUCGUGCGGAAACCGGUCUCUCUCGAACGGACUUUUGACGCUACCUUCCAUGAGACUCUGGAGUCGCUUGUUCGCGCGUCUGACUGCAUCGUGCUCUGUACGCCUUCGGGUCCUAAGGUCAUUACGAGGGAGAGCUUGGCUUGGUUCAAAAAGGGCGCUAGGUUCGUUAACGUUGCGAGGGGGAGCUUGGUUGAUGAGGAAGCGUUGGCCGACGCCCUUGAGGACGGGACGGUGAGCACUGUUGCGCUGGAUGUUCAUGCUGAGGAGCCGCAUGUGCACCCGAGGUUGCUCAAGUUUGCGGGGGAUAGGGCCAUGCUGACUUGUCAUAAUGCUGGGGGCACGGUGGAUACGCAUAGGGGGUUUGAGGAGUUGAGUAUGAGGAAUAUCAUGGCUGUUUUGGCAGGAGGCGAGGCUAUUACUCCGGUGAAUAUGCACUCCCUCGAUCGUAUCCAAAUAAACCACCUCCUCCGACCGUCCGCAAUCCGAGACGAAAUCCAAACCAUGUUGACCCCACUACCAGUCCGAAGCUCUGCUAUAGCUGAUCCUCCCCAGAGCUCUCUCCCCGACCGCCUCGCCGAAGUCCUCCCCAAAGGCUACAACUUCGGCAUCUACCACCUCUCCACUCCCCCCACAAAGACCGAUCCCCUCUGCCACGCCCCUCCCAAAGACCGCGCCGACAAGACCUUCGUCGAGAACCAUUUCCUCGCCCUCUCCAUCGACGUCGCCAAGCCCCGGACCAAGCCUCACACUCCAAACUCCGAGCCCGCCAAUGGCACCAAGUUGGAAACGCAAAAGGUGCUAGUCUUUGCUCUCGAAAUAUUCAUCUUCACCACCGCCCACUCGAGCACGUUUUUCGUCUCCAAGGCCGAUUCGACGGGAUACCUGCACCUACUCGACCUCCCCAAGGGCGCGCCGUCCCUGAUCCGAGAUGUAUCUACGACUUUUGUCUCCUACCUCGUCGAGAACCGCCGUCGCAAGGACUUACAAUGCGUCGUUAGCCUGUUCGCCCGCGCUCAGUCGCAAUAUCUAUUUCCCGGUAGCGUCGACAACAAAGGCAAGCACGUGCUGGACGAUCGCGGUCUCGUUCGAUGGUGGUGUCGCACAAUGAAUCCUCUAGUCGAGAAGCCACCGUCCGGCGGAAACAACAAUGCCCCGUGGAAACGCGUCAAAGCCUACCUUGUCGUGCCGGGUCUAGAUAAGUACGAGACAAAAGCGCUCCUGCCGCGUGGUUUGCACUCUGUGGCGGAGAAUUGGGAGCUGGGACAUCCGCUGGAGCUCAUCUCCCACUACUGCCGUGAAUAUGACUACGUGCCGCCUCGGUGUCUGAUACCGGGAUUCCCCGACGAUCCCAAGGCGCGGUUCAGAGACGAGCUGGACGAGGAGGCGUCAAAGUCGGCGAUCCUCCAGGUCGGAGGGUCGUGGAAGAGCGUGAAGAGCCUGGACCAGUUUUGGGAGACCAUGGCCUUUCGGCAGGAAUGCUCGAGCGGUAGGAUGACGGGCUUCUUGUGGAUUGUGUUUGAUGCUGUGGAUUAUAAGGCUCCCGCGGGCACCGUGGCUGCUGGCGCUCAAGAUGCGUCGCAGCAGAGCGGGCGUCCUUCUACGCCUCCUCAGGAGGGAAAGCAGCUGGCGACACCGUUCUCCACGCCUCGGAAGGUCGCCCUCUCGCCCACCAAGCGGGAGAACGAUAUCAGCUCGCCCACGAAGAUUACCUCUACUACUACCUCUACCGCCGAUGAUAAGAACCCUAGGAAAAACACCGAGUCCAAGAAGAAGACGAAGAAAAAGUCGAAGCAUCUACGAGGCCCCAUCACCACCCGCCCACCGCGCAUAAAGACCCACCAGCGCAACCACCUCUCCGAGCGUACCCCCAUCGCCAGCGCCUACUACUACUGGCCACCCGAAGGCCGAGGCGAGCGGCUUUUUGACGAGAAGGGCUACAAGCGCGUCAUCGAGCUGCUGCUGCACCUCGACUUUUCGACGCUCGAACUCGCGGUUGGGAGCACGAGGCGGUGGGUCGGCGAGGUCGGUAUGGGUUCGAGCUGGGGCGUCGAUGUCACCGGCGAGAAGGAGGUUGUCGUCGCUGCGAGGCAAGGGGCUGGUGGUGGGACGGCAGUGGUGAAUAAUUUGGCGGGGUUGGUGAAGAGGAAGAGGGAGGUGGGGAGUGAGGAGGGGAAGGUGAAUGUGCUGGGUGGGGGCCUUACGGAUGACCUAGCGGAUGAUUGGAGUAUGGGGAUUUACAAAAUAAAGCAUUCCGCUUGCACCGAAAUGGCGUCAGGAGGCGCGCGAACGGUCUGUCGCGCCGCACGACGACUCGGCCUAGCCCCCAGCGCCACCCUACCCACCCGCAUCCUCCGACCCUCCACGACGCGAUGGCUAUCCUCGACGCCCGCCCAGCUGAACCAAACGACCAAGUUCGACGAGUUCGCGGCCCAGGCGGAGAAGGCAGCCGACGCGGCCACCGCUCCUCCCCCCUCAGCUAACAACGUGGAGGGAAAGCCGAGGUGGUCGUACACGCCGCCGGCGAUGAAGGCGCCCGUCUCGAUGCAGCGGCCGAAGAACCCAAAGAGGUCUGUGUGGAAGACGAACGAGGAUCCGGAGGUGCUGGAUCAGUUCUACGAGAGGUUUUUGGGACCGCAGGGGCCGGGGAUGUUGCCGGAUGAGUUGAAGUGGUUGGCGGUUACGCAUAAGAGUUUUGAUCAGGGGAGGAGAGGGUUUAAUGAUCGCUUGGCGUAUAUUGGCAAGCAAGCCAUUGUUCUCGAGGUUACAAAGAACAUCAUCUCGUCGCAGCCGCCACAGGCGCCCGCCGAUUCGUUUGGACGCCAGCCGUUCGAGCACCCGUCUCUGGCGGGCCUGGAGAACUUUGCCGUGAAGCAGCCUCAUGACGUUAUAUCACGGGAGGCCCUACACAAGCUUGGAAUGGAGGUUGGGCUGCUCAAGGUGUUACGGUGGAAGCCCAGACUGCCCGAGAAUCUUCCCGGAUCAGGCGUGCAGGUCGUUCUCAGCGGAGCCAUCCAUGCCGUCAUCGGAGCUAUACAAUUGCAGCACGGCGCCGAGGUAGCAUCUAGGGUUAUACAGGAGAAGCUGCUCAAGCGGCUGCCGAAUUAA
Molecule: messenger RNA, 3831 nt
Organism: Scedosporium apiospermum
Lineage: Eukaryota; Fungi; Ascomycota; Sordariomycetes; Microascales; Microascaceae
Exons: 7
Coding region: 1-3831 (1276 amino acids)
Biological process (GO): RNA processing; DNA damage response
Cellular component (GO): nucleus
Molecular function (GO): histone H3K56 acetyltransferase activity; oxidoreductase activity, acting on the CH-OH group of donors, NAD or NADP as acceptor; NAD binding
Source: RefSeq, a predicted model, not a curated record